Messenger RNA from Nymphaea colorata (pocket water lily), 1014 nucleotides. Its product is annotated as caffeoyl-CoA O-methyltransferase-like. Gene Ontology annotation, molecular function: O-methyltransferase activity; S-adenosylmethionine-dependent methyltransferase activity. NCBI's taxonomy places the organism in Eukaryota, Viridiplantae, Streptophyta, Magnoliopsida, Nymphaeales, Nymphaeaceae. Bases 16 to 831 code for a protein of 271 amino acids. The transcript has 5 exons. The record is from RefSeq and is a predicted model, not a curated record.
UCCACUUCCAUAAAUAUGGAGCUCUCUACCGGCAUGGAACCAGGAGCCAGUGCGCAGAAAGAAGAGAAGAAGAAAAAGGAGGAGGAAAUGGCAACCAAGCAAGAGGAGCAGCAAACACAGGCGGGGCGCCACCAGGAGGUUGGCCACAAGAGUCUCUUGCAGAGUGAUGCGCUCUACCAGUACAUCUUGGAGACAAGCGUGUACCCAGGAGAGCAUGAAGCCAUGAAAGAGCUCCGUGAGAUUACCGCCAAUCACCCAUGGAACAUUAUGACGACGUCGGCGGAUGAGGGGCAAUUCCUAAGCAUGCUGUUGAAGCUUAUGAACGCCAAGAACACCAUGGAGAUCGGUGUUUACACCGGCUACUCUCUUCUCGCAACCGCACUCGCUCUCCCGGAUGACGGCAAGAUUUUGGCCAUGGACAUCAACCGUGAGAAUUACGAGCUUGGUUUGCCAGUCAUUCAAAAGGCCGGCGUUGCACACAAGAUCGAUUUCCGCGAAGGCCCUGCGCUGCCGCUUCUCGAUCAAUUGAUCGAAGAUAAGAGCAACCAUGGAACAUAUGAUUUCAUCUUCGUGGACGCGGACAAGGACAAUUACCUCAAUUACCACAAGAGGUUGAUUGAUUUGGUGAAGGUGGGAGGAGUAAUUGGCUACGACAACACUCUGUGGAACGGAUCAGUGGUGGCUCCUCCAGAUGCGCCGAUGAGGAAGUACGUGAGAUAUUACAGAGACUUUGUGUUGGAGCUCAACAAGGCAUUGGCUGCCGACCCUCGCAUUGAGAUCUGCCAACUUCCUGUGGGAGAUGGCAUCACCCUCUGCCGUCGCGUCUACUAAGCGACAGGCGACCUCCAUCAAUUGAAACCCUUCUCUAUCGUUGUUGUAUUAUUAUCGUAUCCUUGUUCCCUUGCUCCUAGUAUAUGGUUUUUGCGGCAAUGGCUGCAAAUAACUACUUUGAGUUGGUGGUCUAUCUUAUUCCAUAAGAAUUCUUAAACUUAAUGCAGGAAGAUUCAUAUGAAA